ACUGUUAGUCAAAUCAUUUCAAAGACGCUAGAACAGCUCGAAAAAGUUAUUGCAGAUGAAAAUAUCAACUGUCUUGAUUAUGAACGAUUUACAGAAUGUAAAAAGAUUGGUUCUGGUAGUUUUGGAGAGGGAGCACAACAAAAUGACUUGGAAAAUAGUUGGGGAGAAAUGUUGGCCCAAAUAGGUGAAUUAAAAAAACCAGUACUUAGUCGAUCUGAUGAAAUGGAAAUGGAUUAUGAAAAAAGAGAAGGCGAUGUUGAAAAAGUGGUUAUUGAUUUUUUGACUUCAAAGGAUAAACUUACUUCUGUUGAUAAGCUGAUUCUAGAGACUGAAGCAAAUGAAUUUUUGAUUCUUAAAGAAAUAACAUUGCUAAUUAAUAAAGUUAAUAGUUUUUUUAAACCAGAGAAUCAAUUAACUUUGGAGGAUAUAGAUAUCUUAAAUGCUGCAGCUAAUGAAUUUUUGAUUUUAAAGGACAAGAAAACUUCGAAUCUUCUGGAGAUGGUGUUAAAUGAAUUUUUAUCGUCACCAGAAGAAAAACUAUUAAAAAACAUAUUUUGUAAUUUGUUGGAAAGCUUAUUUGUCUUCGAAAACAAACUAUCCUUAAAAAGUAAGAGUAACCUAGAUUUAGCACGUCAAAUAACUUUAGAAGAUGCAGAAGCUUUAAAAAAAGCCUCAAAAGACAAAAAGGAUUUGAAACAAGCUGUCAAUGAAUUUCUGACUUUAAAAGCUAAAGAAGUUUUGGAAACGGCAGUAAAUAACUUGAAAUAUAAAAAAGUACUAUUGUUAUUAGGUAGUGAAGGCACAGAAAAACUGACAUUUAAUUGCUAUCUCGCUCAUUGUCUAUGGGAUAAAGUUGAAAAGGACUUGAUACAACUCAUUCCUUUAUUUAUUGCAUUAGCACCACUAAAGGAGUUUAUAAAUAAAGAUCAGGAUUUUAUUGAAGUCUAUUUACAAGAAAAGAGAAAACUAUCUGAAGACCAAAUUAAAGAAUUACGGAAUAGGAAGUUUAAAAAUGCGAAAAUUAUCAUCAGUUGUCAACCAGAAUACUUAGAUAUAGGCUAUGGAGAAAGAUUCUGGCCUAAAGAAAACGGAAAAAGAGGGUUCCAGGAAUUGACAUUUACACCAUUUUCCGAUGCUGAAAUAAAAAAAUAUAUUAUAAAAUAUUUUAACUAUUCCCAGAAGGGAGUUAAUCCAUUACCAUGGAACGCAGACACAUAUAUAAAGCAAAUAGAAGAUAUACUACAAGUAAAAGAUCUUGUGUAUAAUCUUAUUUUAUUAAAAAUUAGUAUGACUGUUUUACCAGGCCUUCUCAAAGAAAUAGGAACAACAUCUCAAAUAAAUGAAGAACAGAAAAGUUUUGAUAAUUUAAAUAAAGAAGGUUUUACUAAUCAUUGUUUACAAUUUGGUAAAAAGUUUGCUUUCGAGAUGUUUGUGGAUAAUAACAAAGUAGUUGUAAAUUAUGAUCAAGAAACGCAAAUGAAAAAAUGUCGCUUGAUGCAUUUUAGCAUGCCAUUAUUUCAGCGCGGAAAUCAAUAUUGGUUCUUCCAUAAAUCAUUACGAGAUUACUUAAUCGCUUGCACAUUGCUAGAUUCAUUUAAGGAUACAUCACAGGAAAUCUUUUCAACAAGUGGUCAAUUAUACCAAAACCUGCAAUUCAACAAUUUCUGGCUGAACGAAUUCAACAAAUACCAGAGUGCAUACAACCGUUAUUAA
Molecule: messenger RNA, 1713 nt
Organism: Dentiscutata erythropus
Lineage: Eukaryota; Fungi; Glomeromycota; Glomeromycetes; Diversisporales; Gigasporaceae
Source: the annotation of a GenBank genome assembly